Messenger RNA from Durusdinium trenchii, 1272 nucleotides. The record is from the annotation of a GenBank genome assembly. NCBI's taxonomy places the organism in Eukaryota, Dinophyceae, Suessiales, Symbiodiniaceae.
AUGACGGUUGAAGCCUUUUACCAGAUCUACACCAUGUGGGCAAGUGGCCAAGGACUUCCAGAGGAUGAUGUUGCCAAGGCUUCUUGUUUCCGCCGGUUGUAUGAGGGUCAUGCUCGAUGCAGCAAGGCCACUUGUGGUGAGGAUCGGUCCAAGCUGGAAGCAGCGCAGAAAAGCCAUUUGCUGAAUGUCCAGCAAUACCGCCUGAUUCAGAACAGACUGAACACGCUUAGUGAAACUGAGGGCUCCAAUAUCUUGAAGAUUGAUUUGGACGGCUUAGACCAGAGCAAGACCAAGUUCCCCAGGAACCUUGCUUCCUCCAAGCAGCUGGCAAGCUGCUGGAGGCCCCAGCUGCAUUUGUUUGGAAUCAUUGCACGGGGAGUUCUGGAGGGCUAUGUCAUCCUAGAGCCUGACAUUGCCAAGGACUCUUCUUGUGAGGCCACAUUGGUGAUGAAGGCAAUUGACUGGGUUGAGGACUUUGUGGAUGUGAUCAAGAACCACUUCACACCGAUCCGGAACAGGGUGAUGAAGGUUGAGCUCAUGCAAGGGAGCUUGGAUAUUGGCGGUUUAGUUCACACUGGGCAUGAUGUGGCUGAUGCUAACCAUUGCUGGAGGUUUGUCCGUCGCAGUGAUUUGCCUACCUAUGAUGACAAGCCUGGAGAAUCGUGGCAGCCAAAGGAGAUUGAGAAAGAAACUUGGAAGACAAUGAACAAUUGGGAGAAGUUCGCUCCUGGGCCUGUGCGCAGGGUCACUGUGGCUUCCGCUCCUCUUGCAGACCCAGCUCAGCCCAAGAAGAGGGGAAGACCCCCGAAGAGGAAAGAUGAGACCAUCGCGCCCAAGGAAGGUGAGCAAAUCUUUGGACCUAUGUCUAAGAGAAGAAGCCAGGUGGUACCUCCAAUUGAUGCAGUUGUACCGGUUGAUCUGUUUGGUGCAUCAGGCGCCCCAUCAGGUGCCCCCCCUGAGAAAGUAGCAUGGCCAACCCGUGCAACCUUUGCAGAGAGGAAAAAACCAGGAGGGGAAGAGGCAGCUAUGGUCUUUGAGACUCGCCGAUCCAAAUUCUAUGAGAGUGUGCCUAGUGACCUGUGGCGCGAUGGUCUUGAGAGUGAUUGGAAUGAGUGUGUCAAAUGUGGCUCAGAGGGUGAGGCAGUGGACACUUUCUUGAAGAACCAUGGGCCCGGGCAUUCAACACGAGCUUCCUCAAGCAGGCUGCAGUCGCAAGACGUGGUGCCUGGCAGGAACCGUGGUCGUGUGCGUGGAAGGGCUCUCAAGCCCUGA